UUUAUCCCAUCCAUCAGUUACAAAUACUCAUAGCAACAAAAUUUUCAUGUAACUGCUCCACCUCUCCUUGGUACUUAUCUGACAAAUAUACUUUGAAAAUAAUGGCCCGAGUCGUUUGUGAAGUUCCCGAUGAUCUAGUGCUUGGAGGAGACGGAGGCUGUUGUUUCAACGGUAGCAACAAUUGUAACGGUUAUAAUGGUUGUGAAGGAAUGUGUGAACCGAUGUCAUGUUCCAGUCCCAUGUCGGUGCCAUGUUCCAGUCCCAUGUCGAUGCCAUGUUCUCCUCCAAUGUCGAUGCCAUGCUAUCCAAGUUAUAACUGUUGCUAUCCACCACCGAAAUCGCCUGCUCCACGCCCUAAGUUAAAAACACCAACUUGCAAAUCAGACGUUGAUGUAUAUUGCAGCUAUGGGCGUGCCAAGGCCCAAAAAACUGUGUUCGUUCCAAAAUGUUCUUUGUUUGGUGCGCCUAAGAGUAUAUCUUUUGUGGAAGACAAUUAUCUGCCCUGUCCUCCACCGUUGUCACCAUGGUGCCCAGUGCGCAGUACAUGCUAUAAUUAAAAAAAAGGAGGAUCAUUCAAACAUCACAUGAACAUACAAUACAAUAUUAAAACGUUAACUUUUUCUUAUUUUUUUCUGAUUUUAAAAAUUUCAACAAAUUUCUAAAAUCAUAAAAAAUUAAGAAGUUUUAAUCCAUUCAAUAGAUGUCUCUUUAUUUUGGACUGCAACAAUAAUAAUAAUAAUCAAAUGCAA
Teleopsis dalmanni is the source of this 749-nucleotide messenger RNA. RefSeq names its product putative small proline-rich protein 5. Lineage: Eukaryota; Metazoa; Arthropoda; Insecta; Diptera; Diopsidae. The record is from RefSeq and is a predicted model, not a curated record. The transcript has 2 exons. Bases 102 to 557 code for a protein of 151 amino acids.